AGGAUCCCCAGCACAAACAAUAACAAAGAUCUAGAAAAGUUUUAAUCUUCGUGAAAAAUAUCAUUUUAAUUAACUUUAAAGGAUUAUUAGAUAUGUUGGAAGCAUUAAUUAGCAAUGGUAAAUGUAUCUAAAGGAGUUCUAGUUGAAUGUGAUCCGGCGAUGAAACAAUUCCUACAACAUUUGGAUGAAAAGUUAUUAUUAGGUCGAAAAUUUAUUCUACAGGAUUUAGACGAUAAACAUUUAUUCAUAUCUGCUGAUAUUGUGGAACUGCUACAAUCUAAAAUUGAUGAUUUAAUGGACAGAUUUAGUUUUCCAUUGCACGAAAAGGACGCAUAAAGUGAAAAUUGUGAAGCAUAGACUUUGUGAAUUAAAUAUAGACUUAAAUAAUAUAAAAAGGAAGUGAAAAUGGCAACACGUGAAUCGGGGAGAAUUAGGGAUGUGGAAAAGAAAAGAGUUCUUGAUGACUUGACACGAAGAAGACGAGCUAGAAAGGCUCUUGAGGCACUCGAGCAAGACAAUUUUCAUGAGGAUCCUCAUGCUGAUUUAGUCAUGUCAAAAAAGAUCCCAAAGUUUAAUAAUAGCUUAGAUAAUCCACGUAAGAAAGGAAGAAAGUCUCGUGGGGCUGAUUAUUAUCGAAUUAAAUAUCGCAAGACAUUCCAGCAACUACUCGAGGAAGAUCGUCAAUUGAACGCAGACGGGCCAAAUUAUUCAACAGCACAAGCACCAGAAACAAAUUAUCCACAACGUCAUUUUUGUGCUGUUUGCGGAUUUCCAUCAAGCUACACUUGUGUUUCAUGCGGAACAAGAUUCUGUUGCCUCAAAUGUCAAGCCACACAUCAAGACACUCGAUGUCUAAAGUUCGUCUCUUAAAUAAAGCUCUCAUUUUUUUCGGAUAUCCUUGUAAAUUCACUUUAGUUAAGGAAAUGUUAUUAGAAAGUGUUGAUAGGGCUGU
Molecule: messenger RNA, 952 nt
Organism: Chironomus riparius
Lineage: Eukaryota; Metazoa; Arthropoda; Insecta; Diptera; Chironomidae
Source: the annotation of a GenBank genome assembly